This is a messenger RNA of Acanthochromis polyacanthus (spiny chromis), 1573 nucleotides long. RefSeq names its product exopolyphosphatase PRUNE1-like. Bases 131 to 1489 code for a protein of 452 amino acids. The record is from RefSeq and is a predicted model, not a curated record. The transcript has 8 exons. Gene Ontology annotation, molecular function: exopolyphosphatase activity. NCBI's taxonomy places the organism in Eukaryota, Metazoa, Chordata, Actinopteri, Pomacentridae. Gene Ontology annotation, cellular component: cytoplasm.
UUAACAACAAAACGAGGCUGUGAGUUUUAUUUUGAAAGGUCAGAGAGACUGAGGGUGAGUGGACGGAGCAGGACGCUGGACGGUUCUGUCCUCCCAGUCAGCUGAGUCUUUCCUGAUCCCACUGGACGGCAUGGACACGUUCCUGAAGUCGAGCAGAUCUGCAGCCAAGACCGGUUUCCGUAACAACCUGAGAGUCCAUGUGGUCCUGGGAAGCGAGUCAUGUGACCUGGACUCAGCCGUGUCGUCGCUAGCGAUGGCCUACUUCCUGUCCAGGACGUCCUCUGGUCGGUUGGGUGCUCCUCUGGUCGUUCCGGUUCUCAACAUUCCUCGGUCACAGUUUUAUCUGCGAGCUGAUGUCCUCCUGCUGUUCAGGGAGGCCGGCAUCGCCACGGAAACCCUGGUGUUCAGAGACGACGUGGACCUGGCUCGUCUCUACGCCAACCGGAGGCUAGCGCUGACGCUGGUGGACCACAACGUCCUGCCAAGCGCGGACAGCGACCUGGAGGGGGCGGUAGUGGAGGUCAUAGACCACCAUCAGCCAGAGAGGACAGCCUCCUUCUCCUGUCCUGUCAACGUGGAGAUGGUAGCGUCCUGCGCUACCUUGGUAACAGAGAGGAUCCUGUCCAGACCGCUGGAGAUCCUGGACAAGCAGCUGGCGUUACUGCUGUAUGGUGCGAUGGUGGUGGACAGUGUGAAUCUGUCCCGUCUGGUCAGUAAAGUGACCGUUAAAGACAGUCAGAUUGUCCACAUGCUGCAGACACAGUUCCCUGAUCUGCCAUCAAGUGGCGCUCUUCACUCUUCCCUGCAUAAAGCCAAGUUUAACCUCUCAGGUCUGGAAACGAAUCACAUCCUGUUGAGGAACAUGAAGACGGUUGCCAGGGGCGACCUGAGAGCAGCAGUCAGCGUCGUCUACAUGAGUCUGGAAUCGUUUCUGCUCACUAAGAAUCUCCAGCAGCAUCUCUUUGACUUCUGCCACUCGCACGGACUGGAUGCUGUGGUCGCCAUGACGAUAUCCUUCAGCGACCAAUCGUAUCGGCUGGUGAGGCAGCUGGUCAUCUACAGCCCCGACCCGGUGCUCAGGCAGGAGAUUAGCCACGCCCUACAGAACACCCAAAGCCCCGCCCUCUGCCUCUCUUCUGUCAGCAGCCCAUAUAAGGACGUCCUGGCCUAUCACCAAGACAACACUCUGGCCUCUCGCAGUAAACUCCUUCCUGUCCUUGCACACUUCCUGUCCCGCUGGUGUCGAGGAAACGGUGAGGACGAGCAGCUCGACCAAUCAGCUGAUGGCCUGUCUCACGUUUACGCCUCCUCUGCUCUCCACCACCGGCUGGGACCGGAGGAUAACGGGACCGGACCUCCACCGCCGCCCAUGAACAGCCUAGUGGACGGCAGCCCGCUGGACGGAGACUUCAACCAGGAGGCUCUGAUGGAGAAGUUCAGGAGGAUGGAAGGGGUGGAGGAGCAGCAGCACGGAGGAAACAUCGACUGAAGUCGGUCCGCUUUGAAUCACUGUCGACUUUUAGAGUUUAUAGAGCUGCUGUUGUUUUGUAAUCAGUAAACGUUCACCUUCUGA